AGCAGUUCCCCUGGAAAAAUGUUGAUCAACGAUUGAAGAUCCUCAUGCCGAAGCACUAAACGCGACGCAAUAAACCAGUUCGCGUGGUCAACAUCUUUGACCGUCUUUAUCCUGCGGUACUUAAUGAAUUAGUCGCGCAGUUGAGGACCACCAACUUUCCUGACCUGAUCGCAGAUGAAAAUACAAGUACAACCGAGGACCCGAUUUAUUUACGUCCGAACGUGGCAGAGGCCGACGUAGGUGUUUAAUAAAAAUCGAGCUUCAAAAAUUUUUUAUGAGCUUGUUUUAAUAAUUAAAGUAUUCUAUCUUCAUCAUGUUGUCCGCUGGUGAUUCAACAUCGGUGGAAGCCGGUGGACUACUAGUAGAAGCUGCCGCUCCGGGCAGCAGCACGAAGCUGCGAAAGCGAGAGCUGCGACGCAACCUCAUCUCUGCGAUCUACCUCUCCUUCACCCUCGGUCACGCGCACAUCAGUAUGCGAGCCUCGUCCCUCUCCCUGCAGGUCCUGUCCGCGACCUUGGCCUUCGACGCAUUAGUCCUCGCCUUCGGAGGCUUUUUGCUAUCCAGUGCAAAUAUGUGUAUGUCUUCUAGAACGACAAAAAUAAAACGCAAAUUAAUCAUGAUUUGUCACGCUGACAAGUCUUGCAGACGACCAAAGCGGCCUUUUGUACGGCGUGAGCCAAGAUGAACCCCAACGGAUGAACACAAGUUUCCUAUGAUUUUUGGGUGGUAGCAAUAUUGCAAAUUUACUUCUAAUACUAGGUGUACUUACAAUUGCAUUUUGCUUUUGCGUGACAAACUGCGACCCGCAGGUAAGUAGCACGAGUGAAAAGCAGGCCGCUCCGGCUGUUCUUGCACCAGAAAUUUUGUUUGUUGUCCUAUGUCCUUCAAAUCUCGACGUUUCGUAGCCCCAGACCACAUCUUUGCGAUGCAUACCCGCUCAAAUGGCGCAAAUUGCUGGAAUUUCUCGGCCGGGUCCGGUUCUUCGCAGACGCGCUGGCCUGGCCCUUUUUCCUCAGUUUUGCGGUGAACUAUGCUGCGGAAAAAUUCGUAUAUCAUCUCCCCAAACUCAAAGCGGAAAUUUCUCAUGCUCUUUUUUUUGUAGCUACUGCUACAGAUCUAACGACCGACCUAGUACUAUAGCAAAUCAUCGUCACCCCCUGGCCACGCAAACAAAUCGGCCUCGCCAAGGUUCUUCAUUUUGAUACGAGGAGUUGGGGAGGCUUUUGCUUUUCGUUUGAAUAUAAAAGUGGGAAAAAAUUGCGACUUUAUUGCCGCUCACAAGGCCGACAACUGGGAAUUCAUGCUGCAGAGCCUGUUCUACCUGUUGUCCCUGAUUUUCGUGUUCCGCGAGGUGACUUACUACUGCUACGUGUUUUUCGAUCCCAAAGGCACAGAGACCAAGAUUCUCGCAAACCUCAGGGCGGACGGAAAUAUCGACGCAAACACCGGACGGUACGCGCCCGCUCGCGGGGCGGGAAGUAUUAAAGAUGCGUCCGUAGGAGCGACGCCCCGCGACGCGCCACUUGUGAACAACCCAGUAGAUGACCCCGCCGGGAACAGGAACUACCCAGCGGGGGGCCCUAGAAGUACACCUUUGCAAGUGCCCGGGGCGAUGGAGAUGACCACGCAAAGCACUAGUAGGCAAGCCAGCUCUAGUAGUGGCCCAACCUCUGCUGUUGCAGAGGAUCUUCACCGAGAUUAUCCAAAUGCGGCCACGUCAGAUGCACAGGUGGUCCAGCGGGUCCUCGCCGCCCCCGCAGCUCCGGCCCUGCAGCCCCGCGUUGCAGCAGCAGGCGACAAAAACAACUUCAAGGAUGACGACGAGCAACCCGAACACGAGCAGAACUUGUUUUCCCUGGCCCAAAGUUUCCACCCCGGGUUCUUGCAAACCAAAGCCCCGCGGGACGAGCUCCCCGGGGGCCGCGGCGGCGGCUCCUCGUCCCUGACACGAGGACAGCAGGGCGUGAAAGCCGACUUCGGCGACUGCCUCCCGCGAAACGCGGUUUUCGGCGGGUACUUCCGGCCACUCUCCGAGGAGGCGGACGACGGAAGGUUGGUAUUCGUGCCCGUGCCGAAGCGCGACGGCCUGUACAUCGCCAGCGGCAUCGUGAUGCUGGAGCACCUGGUCCUCGGGUUUUCCGCGUUCGUCGACCACGUGCCGCACAAAUUUCCGCCGCUCUUUUUCGGGGCGGUGAUCGGGUUCGGGGGCCGGAUGCUGGAGAAGAAGGUGGAAAAUUUAAGUUACGCCCGCCUCUCCCUCCGCCUCUCCGAGUUGCUCUGGAUGUAUUGCUGCUUCCGCCAAGAACAAAGCUGCGACUCCCUGUUUUAGCAGGAGGCUGAAGUUGGUUCAUCGGACGAGAGGUGAAAAUGCCGCAUUUUUAGUGCAUCACGAUCUUCACCGACUUGAAUGCUUUUACAGGAAUCGCACUCCGUCGCAAUUCUCGCUGAAAAAAAAUGCCCACACUUGAUGAUAUUUUCGACGCUAAAUUGCAAAUUCGCCGUCGAGCACUUCUGCGCCACUUCGAAAUAACCUGUCGCCAGACGAUCUGUGUGUGUGUGGCCGCUCCUCUCUCAUGUGGAUGCAUGUGAAUGCUCGAAUUAUAUAUAUAUUCUUGCUUUGCGAUUUUUAUCUUUCGUUUUGCGCAAAUA
Molecule: messenger RNA, 2649 nt
Organism: Amoebophrya sp. A120
Lineage: Eukaryota; Dinophyceae; Syndiniales; Amoebophryaceae
Source: the annotation of a GenBank genome assembly